CACGCAGGAUGCCAGGCUCCAGAACUGGCCGGAAAUGAAGACCAAUCACUGACGGAAGAAGAAAGAUGGACGCGGCAGUGUUCAUUCUGUCACUGGUAGACUGCUGUGCACUGAUUUUCCUCUCGGUCUACUUUAUUAUCACCCUGUCUGAUCUAGAAUGUGACUACAUUAAUGCUAGAGCCUGCUGCUCCAAACUGAACAAAUGGGUAAUUCCAGAGAUGGUUGGCCAGUGUCUCUCCACUAUGCUGAUGUUGGUCUCCAUGCACUGGUUCAUCUUCCUCCUCAACCUGCCUGUAGCAGCCUGGGACAUUUACAGGUACGUGAAGGUUCCGAUGGGAAACAUGGGCGUGUUCGACCCCACUGAGAUCCACAACCGAGGUCAGCUCAAGUCCCACAUGAAGGAGGCCAUGAUUAAACUGGGUUACCACCUGCUCUGCUUCUUCAUUUAUUUGUACAGCAUGAUCCUGGCUCUGAUUAACGACUGAAGCACCCAGCAAGCUCUCUGACCCCAGCUGCCAAAUUCCAAACUCCAGGGUUCGCUGUUUUCCCCCUCACAUCCUGCUUCCUGCUCCUGUACCGUAUGCGUAAAAUCUCUUAGAACAGCAGAGAGAAGUUUACUUUCGCUGUGGUCUUACUGAGGUUCACACUGUUAUCGGUCUUGUCAGAAUCCCAGAGUUUUGACUUUGAUAUAAUACUAAGGUUAAUAUUUAACCAUUUAACACUUCAGUACCACCAAAAUCUCCUACAGCCGCUGUGUUUUAUUGUGAAGGGGAAUCAGUUUUUUUUUCUAUCUCUAGCUACAACAGGGAGUAACCAAUCAACAGCAGUUACACAGCUUCUAGUGGCUGUAAGAAAUAUUAGACAUGUUGACAGUAGAGUGAGUAGAGGCUUCCUAGAGCAGAUAGUACUGAGUAAUAUCAGUGUUCUGUCUGUCUGAAUAUAAGGUGGAACACGUUUUUCUUUACCACCGAAGCCCAAUUGGGAAAAAUGCCAUUAUUGCCUCAAACCUCAAAACACAGUCUGACUUGAUGUGCCCCCCACCCAGUAAUGUACCACUUUAGCCUUAUGUUGAGCACCUAAAUAUUAUUGCUUUGCCAUUUCUCAAAGUCUUUUGUUUUCAGGACUCUGACAGAUUUUUCAGCCUCUGUAGUUGAUUUAGUUUCACUACGUAGUUGGUGACAGCAGCACCUUCCACAGGGGAGCAGGUAAAGCUGGGAGGAGGACACAGGCAGGACCACUUUUGUGACUUCACAUUCGUAUUGCAAAUGCUCAAGAGGCCUGUAUUUAAACAAACCACAGUUGGUAUUAAGGGCCCCAAUGUGUGCCAAGAAAGUAUCCCCCACACCACUGCACCACCACCACCAGCCUGAACCAUUGACACAAGGCAGGAUGGAUCCAUGGAUUCAUGUUUACAUCAAAUUCUGACCCUACCAUCUGCAUGUGGCAGUAGAAAUCGUUUUACCAAUCUUCUAUUGUCCAGUUUUGGUGAGCCUGUGCCACUGUAGCCUCAGUUUCCUGUUCUUAGCUGACAGGAGAGGAACCCACUGUGGUCUUCUGCUGCUGUAGCUGAUCAACUUCAAGGUUCGACGAGUUGUGCGUUCAGAGAUGCUCUUCUCCAUAGCACUGUUGUAACACCUGGUAAUGCUUCCUGUCAGCUUGAACCAGUCUGCUCAUUGUCCUCUGACCUCUCUCAAUAACAAGGUGUUUUCGCUGCCACUCACUGGAUGAUUUUUAUUUUUGGCACCAUCUCUGUAAACUCUAGAGACUGCUGUGUGUGAAAACCCCAGGAGAUAAGCAGUUUGUGAUAUAGGCCUACUCAAACCACCCUGUCUGGCACCAACAACCAUUCCAAGUCAAAGUCACUUUGAUCACAUUACUUCCCCCAUUCUGAUGUUUGGUCUGAACAACUGUUGAACCUCUUGACCAUGGCUGCAUGCUUUUAUGCAUUGACUUGCUGCCACACGAUUGGCUGAUUAGACAUUUGCAUUAACGAGCAGGUGUACCUAAUAAAGCGGCCACUGAGUGCAUGUUCUGGUCAUUUAGAGCGGUGGCACAGUACAGAGCUCUGUCAGCUUGUGUGUGUGUAACACUUCCUGCUCAGGGCUGCAGAGGGCCGCGUGCCCGGGCCGGCCCCGGGCUCGGCUCCUGCCAGCAGUUUAUGAAGGCUUUUAGCUGUUGGGUUAGCAAGAAGCAGACUGAGAGCGCCGCCACUCUGCUGUUGAUCUACAGCCUGCGCUCACCUGCAGUGUCUGACACCAUCGCUCCAGUCAUGCCUUGUCAGCCCAGUCAGCAUGUUGAAUUGAGAGACAGUCGGAGCUUUCUGAUUGGCCGUUCGGUCAUCAGUUUUCCUUUUUUUUCCCCCACUUGUGCCUUUUCUUGUUUCUUCCACAAGUAAAGUAAUACUUCAUGGUGGCAUUUGCAAUUUCUUGUCACACACGUUUUCAUUCAGAAUCCACACGAUGAGUUGAAUCGGAUUCACAGUGGCGUGAAAAUGGUUGACUAGUGUGUUUUGUUUGUCGCUCCACGAUGGAACACAGACUACUGACAGGAGAUUUCCUCUCACACAGGCACAGUGCAUACUUAACUUUAUUUAUAUAGCACCUUUCACAAACAGAGUGUGCUUUACAGUAAAAACAAAGAAUAAAAGUAAAUAAAAUACCAAACAUAAAAGAUAAAGUGUAAGUGUAAAGUGCGUUAACCAGGUUCAGCACGUUGCCCCGGCGUCUCAGGAGUUCAUCAUUUCUCUGUGGCCAGUCGCCUGCUGCUGGAUGGAGGCUUUGUGCUGUGGUUCUGUGUUUUUGCUUCCUAUCGUUUCCCAACCUCCUAUAGAUGAAGCCACGCCCACUUCUGUAUGACGAAAGCCUCGACGGCGGCGUUCCCAUGGUGACGCGAGACAUGACAGCUGCUGUAGCUUGGAAAAUAGCAAUAUGGGGACUGAAUUUGAUGAAUUUACAGUUUAUCGGACUACAAAUGAGACAAAAAUGAGUUAGCUAGCUGUAUGUUCAGUGGGAGUCUGGUGCUGAGUAAUGGCUAUGAGUCAAGCAUAGAAGCUGUUUUAUUAGCUUAUCAUUUAGAAAGUUAGAACUGGCAGGUGAGGCAUUCCUUCGUGAUAAUAGCUUUAGCCUGUAUAGCUAGCUGUUACAGUGAGCUCAGCUGAAGGGCCGUAACUCAGUCUGAUGAAGUACAGCUUUUCCACUGCGGCCACUCGUUUUUGAUAGACUGGCUGGGGUUAAACUCUGCACCCAUCUUGUACCUUUUUAUAGGAGCCGAUGACUGUCUCUACCACAUGCUAAAGAGCUUCAGUCUUUCAUUGAUUAACAUUUUAAAAUGAUACAUGCAGUAUAUUGAUGGUUCACGAGUCCAUGACGACCGUUUAUGGAUGUGCUAACAGAUCAGUUACCUCAGUCAUCUUUGAAAAGCGCUAUUUUCCAAGCUACUGUCACAUGGCCGUGGUUUCCAUGGGAACGCAGCUGUCAGGCUUUUGGGCGUGGUUUCAUCUAAAGUCGAGUCCAACUCUGUUGCUGCUCCUUCAUUUUUCUGACCUUACAUGUAAAAGGUUCUCACUUUUUACAUGUAACAAAAUAGAUUUUAAGCUUACAUAACAUAUUUAGUCAAAGUAUGGAAAGAUUUCCAGAUGAAAUGUUUAAUCAGAGGCUUGUGAUGGUAUUGAAGUGGAGUGAGAACUCUGUUAUUGUGACAACACCAGUGAUCAUCAGAUGGUGGAUCAGUAAUCCUGUUCUGAGACUUUUUAUGCAUACACCACCUGCCAGACUUCCAGCAUCACACUCCAUCACCGAUCACCAACCAACCAACCAACCAACCAACCACAGCUCAGCCCACGCUGCACGCUGCACGCUGCGCACACACACGCACGCACGCAUGCACACUCAGGCACGCACGCACGCACACUCACGCACACUCACGCACGCACAUGUCUGACAGACAUGUGCGACCUAGCCCCUUACCCUAACGUUAACCAUCACAGCUAAAUGCCUGACCCGACCCCGACCCCGACUCUGACCCUGACUCUGACCCCGACCCGACCCGACCCGACUCUGACCCGACCCGACUCGACCCGACCCUGACCCUGACCUGACCCCCCCGACCCGACCCCGACCCGACCCGACCCGACCCCGACCCGACCCGACCCGACUCUGACCCUGACCCGACCCGACCCGACCCCGACUCUGACUCUGACCCCGACCCUGACCCUGACCCUGACCUGACCCUGACUCUGACCCGACCCGACUCUGACUCUGACUCUGACCCCGACCCGACUCUGACCCGGCCCGACCCGACUCUGACCCCGAGUCCUGGUGGUGUGUGUAUUCAUCACACACACCACUAAAUGUGAUGGUGUGAUUGGUCAGUUGCAGUGAUGUGGUGCUGCACAGAGUGAACACAAUCUCACACACACACCAGUCCUCUGGCAGUGUAUUGUUCAUGCACUCACUCGUGUUUACUGAGGGCCUUUUGCUUUGAACACACACUGUACGUUAAAGUUUGACACUCCCUGUUUGAAAGUAGAUCCGCAGGUGUGUCAGCUUUUCACAGGGAUGAUGGAUGUGUGUGUGCACUCCUCUGUAUUUGGUUCAGCAAUCAUGACAUUAUAGCUGCUCUGUGUUAUGAUGUGUGUGUGAGCCACGUGUGCAGGUAUUCUGGAGCCUUUGCUCUCUUCAGUGUGGGGGAACUUCAUGUCUGAUUCCCACUGAACUGUUACGUGCUGUUACGUUUCUUUUUUGAGGGAAAUGUGGUGUUUCAUAAAUAAAAAUGAAAGACAA
Messenger RNA from Siniperca chuatsi (mandarin fish), 4781 nucleotides. RefSeq names its product cornichon family AMPA receptor auxiliary protein 4 (gene cnih4). Bases 66 to 485 code for a protein of 139 amino acids. NCBI's taxonomy places the organism in Eukaryota, Metazoa, Chordata, Actinopteri, Centrarchiformes, Sinipercidae. The record is from RefSeq and is a predicted model, not a curated record. The transcript is spliced from 5 exons. Gene Ontology annotation, biological process: endoplasmic reticulum to Golgi vesicle-mediated transport. Gene Ontology annotation, cellular component: COPII-coated ER to Golgi transport vesicle; endoplasmic reticulum membrane.